AAAUUUAUGAAAAUAAACGCGUUGACGCGUUGUCAUAAUUCCGAGCAGCAUGGUGGGACAUAUUAAUAUGUAUUAUUGACAUAUUAACAAUUGUGACCCACCGUGCAGCAAAGAGACGUCCGAGGACGAUUGGUCCAGUCCAGAAAAUAGAUUAUACAUUAUUUAUAAACAUAAUAGUUUAUUAAAUUACUUUAUUUUGAAUCUUGAAAUACACGUUUUUUUUUAAACGUGUUCUUGUGUCUACCUCUAAAUUGAUUUUAGAAUAUUGAAUUAAAAUACAAAAAAGAAUCAAAAGAAUUAGAAAACAAAAGAUUGGAGCAUCAGAAAAAACGAACCAACUUGGAAAUAAUGAAUUCUAUUAUAAUGUAUCACAAUGAAGAAACUAAAGAAAAAAUACAAUUUUACAAUGACAAUAUCAUCCGACCACUUGAACUCAAAUUAGAAAAAUGUAUUUCACUGGUUGACUAUGAAAAAAAUAAAAUUGACAAUAUAAACACCAGUGUAAUAGAUUUUGUUCCGGAGCUUAAAGAAAAAAUUGAGAAUGGUCAAUCACAAAUCGAACAACUAGAUAAAACUAUAAGUGUGCAGUAUGGGACGGUGGCCAGUCUAGAAGAAGAUUAUAAAACUAUUCAAUUGAAUGUUAUACGCCAAACGGAAAUAAAUUCAAUUAAAGCGAAAAAGUUCAUUGAUAAUUUUGGAGCUAUUUCUAACUAUUGGAUGAAAAUGUUGAAUGUUGUUGAAAUGAGAGAAAAAAAUAAACUCUUGGAUAGCAAGGUAUUUCAAAAACGGUACGAGAUAAAGAAAAAAAGAGAGGAAUGUUUAAUAAGAGAAAAAGGAUUGAUGUCACAGUUAGAUGAAUUAAAAGAAUUGGUCCGCCAACAAGUAACAUAUAAUAAAAGGUUGUCUCAGCAGUAUAAUCAGCUGACAAACAAAUAAAUAUGUAUUUCUAAUUUCUAUAAUGUUACUUUUUUAUUAAAAGUAGAAAAUAUUAAAAGAGAUUAUGAUUACAAUAAUACAGAUGUACUAGUACCUACCAAGAAAUUAGCGAAUUUAUUGUAAAAGGAAUAUUACAACUCACAAGUCGUAGUCAUUGCAGGUUGAGUGAAUAAAAGCGGUAUCCAGUGACAGUAGGUAUUAUAGUAUUGGCGUAACUAUAGGGGGAACAAAAAGGUCUUUAGCACACACACUUCCAAAAUCUAAUUUAGCAUCCCUUGUUUUUUAGGUCAAAUGAUCAUUAUUAUAGUGAAAUCAAUUUUAUGUUUUAAAAAUAUCAAAUAUUAUAGCACCCCACGUUUUAGGGAUCUAGCAGCUGGUACUUCAAAUGUAUGAAUUCAACCAGAACUUAAUAGUGAUGUAGCAUGGGGAUCUCCCUCGGGUGGUAACUUUUUUUCAUCGAUCAUCUUGAAUCUCAAAAUACUUGUGAAAGUACCACUUUGAGAUGAGAAUUUUGGAAGCGAUACUAUCUUUAGUGGACACUUACAUAGUGGUAAAAUUGCAAGCCUCAAGCCAUCAUUAUAUAGGAUCUACGUUGAUCAGUCAGUGAUUCAGUCAGGACACGUUCGAUUAUAUUAUAUUAUAGCCCCCCGGCGUUUCCCGUGAUUACACGCCUGCAGUGAUAAUGGGAGCAGCAUAGUUUCAGGUGGGCAAUCUGUGGUGGAUUGCAAAUCCCGCGAGGUCCGUACGUAAUUACGAAUGUUUAAUUAACACGUUGUUUAUGAUGUGCAUGUGAAGGUUCCCUGGACAAUGGUCGAAAAAUUAGCCUUGGGAAUACCAUUUUUACUAAGUUAUACAGUUUUGAGUUUUUGACCAAAUAUAAUAUAGGUACACGGCACUAGGUCU
Messenger RNA from Acyrthosiphon pisum (pea aphid), 1839 nucleotides. RefSeq lists its product as uncharacterized. The transcript has 4 exons. The record is from RefSeq and is a predicted model, not a curated record. Bases 349 to 936 code for a protein of 195 amino acids. Lineage: Eukaryota; Metazoa; Arthropoda; Insecta; Hemiptera; Aphididae.